Molecule: messenger RNA, 463 nt
Organism: Chinchilla lanigera (long-tailed chinchilla)
Lineage: Eukaryota; Metazoa; Chordata; Mammalia; Rodentia; Chinchillidae
Product: translation initiation factor IF-2-like
Source: RefSeq, a predicted model, not a curated record
GAGCGCCCGGAACUUGGAUCCCUGGGCACGGUCGGCAGGGUAGGGAGGAAGGUCGGCGGAGCGCCCCGAGGGCUGACCCGGCGGAGGCGCCCAGGCCGGCACUAAGGCGCUACCUUCCAAGCGGACGCCACGGGCACCCGAACCGGUUGAGCACUGGGUCUCUCACCCGAGGCGCCUCGGGGUCUCGCUGUGCAGUCUAGGCUGGCCUCGGCCUUGCAGCGAUCCUCCUGCCUCAGCCGCUCACAGGCUUGUGCCACCUCAAGACAGCUUUGAGCACGGCGCAGGUGGCUGCCGGAACCCAGGAGCUACGGCUUGGGUAAGGGGCCACCUUGUCCACGGGUGGAUGCGGCAACGUGGGGACGGCACUGGGUAGACUAAAUGGGAAGUUAAGUGUCGGGGGUUGGGGAUGGGCCCCUGGAGGGGAGGGGAGGACCCCGCAGCCCGAGCGCUUUCGGAGCAGAAG